Molecule: messenger RNA, 2037 nt
Organism: Chilo suppressalis (striped riceborer)
Lineage: Eukaryota; Metazoa; Arthropoda; Insecta; Lepidoptera; Crambidae
Source: the annotation of a GenBank genome assembly
AUGAAACAAAAAUCAGCUGAUGUUUCAGAUUCUGAAGAAGAGUUGGACCCAGAAACUCAUAAAAAGUCAUUGGAAAAGCUUAAAAACAUUGAUCCUGACUUUUAUAACUUUUUGGAGGAAAACGAUGGAAACCUUCUAAACUUUGAUGUGGAUUCUGAAGAUGACAACUCCGAUAAAGAAGAUGCUACUGAGGAAACUGUACAUAAGCCUGGACCCCUUCGAGGAGACAGUGAUGAAAGUGAUUUUGAGGAUGAAGAUCAAAAGCCUGUUAAAGGUAAAAUCAGUCUUAAAAUGGUUUCACAAUGGCAAACAGAACUGCAAUCAGAAGGCAAAAUCAAACUGGUAACUCUCACUUCUGUUAUCAAAGCUUUUAAUGCAGCUAUGUUAAGAGUGACCAGUGAAGAUGGUACAUCUAAAGGGGAAUAUAAAGUCGAAGGUUCAUCAGUGUUCAAUGCAGUCAUACAAAUGUGUGUUCUGUAUUUACCUGCAGCUAUAAAGAAAUACCUUGGUAUGGAAGCAUCAGGAAAAGAUCCACAAAAGUGCAAGCAUUUUGUCAAAAUAAAAGGCCCACUUUUAUCAUACCUCAAUGAUCUGUUAAAACUACUUGGUGGUGUUACAUCUGAAAACAUACUGACAGUACUUCUGAAACAUUUGCAUCAAAUGUGUGUUUACGUCUCAUGUUUUGGUAGAAUAUCAAAACAGGCAUUAAAAAAAUUGAUAACCUUGUGGAGUACUGGAGAGGAAACAGUUCGAGUUUUGGCAUUUCUAAGUAUAUUAAGAAUAACAAGAAAUCAACAACAAAAUCUCCUUGAUCUUGUGUUAAAGGCAAUGUACAUGACCUAUGUCAAAAACUGUAAAUUUGUAAGUCCUUCAACUUGGCCUGGAAUCAAUUUCAUGAGAAGGUCUCUUGUUGAAAUGUUUACAUUGGACUUGAAUGUCUCAUACCAACAUGUGUUUUUGUACAUCAGACAGCUAGCUAUACAUUUAAGAAAUGCUAUAGUGGUGCAAAAAAUUGAAAACAGACAAGCUGUUUAUAACUGGCAGUUUGUUAAUUCUCUUCACCUAUGGGCUAAUUUACUGUCGGUUACAUCAAAUAAGCCUCAGUUGCAACCACUGAUAUAUCCUUUGGUGAUGAUCAUAACUAAUACCAUAAAGCUGGUGCCAACUCAUCAAUAUUACCCUCUGAGGUUUCAUUGUCUUGAGAUUUUGAUGAAUCUGGCCAAGGAAUCUGAUACAUUUAUACCAAUUUUACCAUUUCUUGUUGAGGUUUUAACAUCCUAUGACUUCAAUAAGAAACACAAGAAAGUUUCCAUGAAACCUUUGGAUUUUUCAUGUAUAUUAAGGUUGGCCAAGUCCCAACUGAUGGAAAAUGGAUUUAAGGAUGCAGUCAUUGAACGUUUAUAUGCUCUUCUAUUGGAGUACACUGCAAAUGUGUCAUAUAGCAUCGCUUUUCCUGAUAUCACACUUCUUGCUGUUGUUCAGAUUAAACAAUUUCUAAAAACGUGUUCUGUUACAAAUUAUACAAAAAAAAUGAGACAACUACUAGAGAAAAUUGAAGAAAACUCGAAAUUCAUUGAGCGAGAAAGAUCUAAGAUAACCUUCGCCUUAAAUGAUGAGAAGAUGACAACUGCUUGGGAGACGAGCAUAAAAACAAAGGGAACUCCAUUGUUGACGUUCUUUGAAAAUUGGAAUAAGAUAAAUAAGAUACAGAAACGCAAAAAGAUAACAAAGAAUGACGAUCUAGCUGGAACAUUACCUAUGAUUAAGAGGCCGAAAAUAUCAGAAGAGUUAAAUAAAUCCAAUAAAGAAAAUAAGGGGCCCUUAGUUCUGUUCCCCUCAGACAGUGAAGAUGAUGAUGAUCAUUUCAAAGUCGAUGAUGUAGGUGCAGUUUCUGUGCCCAAAGUGAAGAAACAAAAGAAGAAGAAAGAAAACAAGAAAAAAACGAAAACCAUUAAAGCAGCAACCAAUGAAAGUGAAGACGACACUAUCGACAACAAAGAUGAUAUUGUUCAAGACCUAAGUGUUAAUGAUUGGUAA